AUGUCAUAUAUCAAUAAAUUCAGUUCUAGGUAUUACUUGAACGUCGACAAGCAAGAACUUAAAAGAGCAUAUGUCGGGAAAACUGUUCAACAAGUUCCUACCCCUGGUUUCUUCAUAGAUAGAAACAAGUUUUCUCAGAACUGUAAUCGCAUGUUAGAUCGAGCAGAAAAGAUUGGUGUUUCUUUCCGUGCACAUGUGAAAACCCAUAAAACUUCAGAGGGAACUUUAUUACAACUAGGUGAUGGAAAAACGAAAGCAGUGGUGGUGUCUACGUUGAUGGAAGCUUUCUCCUUAAUACCACUUAUACAAGAAGGAAAGAUUAAUGAUCUUCUUUAUGGUCUUCCAGUAGCUAAUUCAAGACUCUCUGAGUUGUAUGAGCUAACAAAAAUUAUACCACAUUUAAGAUUGAUGAUAGAUCAUCCCAAACAACUGCAGCUACUACGUGAAUUCUCUUCAAAGAUACCAAAUAUAAAGGCUUGGUCAAUAUUUGUAAAAAUUGACAUGGGAACACAUCGAGCUGGUGUCGACAAUAAAUCAAAUGUUGUCAAGGAUUUGGUAUCUGAAGUACUCUCCAGCAAAACCUUGUUCAGCCUUUAUGGGUUUUAUUGUCACGCGGGACAUUCGUAUGCUUCCACAUCUAUUGAUGCAGCUGUUGGAUUCCUGUAUGAUGAAAUUCAAGCAGCUAACGUUGCUGCUGGAUUUGCUGUUUCUAUUGAACCUUCUUUGCGUUUGACUUUAUCUGUCGGUGCGACUCCUACUGCACAUUCUGUGAAUCCAAAAGUAAAAGAGUUGCUACCAUCUUUACAUGGGGAACUCGAGCUUCAUGCCGGAAAUUAUCCCAUGAACGAUAUUCAACAAAUGAUUACAAAUUGCAUCAGCAAGGACGAUGUUUCCGCUUAUGUUGUUGCGGAAGUCCUUAGUAAUUAUGCGGGAAGAAAUGGUGAACCGGGGGAAGCACUUAUGAAUGCUGGCGUAAUUGCAAUGUCCCGUGAAACUUCUCCAAAAGGUGGUCAUGGUAUCGUAAUUACGCCCGGAUUUGAAAGUUUUUACGUGGACCGGUUGAGCCAAGAGCACGGAAUUUUAAAAUCAAAGAAUCCAACGGCCGUUCUUCCAGAACCUUCCCAGUAUCUCUCUAUUAUACCCAAUCAUUCCUGCAUAACUGCCGCUGCGUACCCUUGGUAUUAUAUAACGGAAGGCUCUAACAUAAUUACGGAUAUCUGGGUUCCUUGGAAAGGUUGGUGA
Schizosaccharomyces octosporus yFS286 is the source of this 1242-nucleotide messenger RNA. RefSeq names its product alanine racemase. Gene Ontology annotation, molecular function: D-serine ammonia-lyase activity. Gene Ontology annotation, biological process: D-serine catabolic process. Bases 1 to 1242 code for a protein of 413 amino acids. Lineage: Eukaryota; Fungi; Ascomycota; Schizosaccharomycetes; Schizosaccharomycetales; Schizosaccharomycetaceae. The transcript has a single exon. The record is from RefSeq and is a predicted model, not a curated record.